AUGGCAUUGCCUCUUCCGCCGGGGCUCACGCCUCCAGAGAUCGCGUUUCUGUGCGAAAUGGAACUCGUGACUGUCAUCCCGCGCCAGAGACUCGAAGGUCUGGAGCUGCUUGGAGGACCUCUAAAACCUCUCAAUCCGCCCCAGAGAAGUAACAUCCCCCUCUGGCUCGCCCUUCUCCUUAAACGCCAACGCCGCGCCAAUAUUCUCCCUCCACCAUGGCUGAACACACACUCCCUCACCGCAAUCCUCGACCACGAGACCGAGCAUGCAGAUACGUUCUCUCCGCCACCGCGACUACCGCCGCAGCCUUCAGACAACACGCUUCCUGUUUCACCUCCAUUCCUUCCCACAUCUACAGCAGACGCAGCACCAGAUGCGUUGCCAUAUCACUGGUUGGAGCUAGGCGAAAUGCUGCUGGAAGCUGCAGCAGAUGACUUCGAAGAGCCAGAUCAGGUUCGCAAGCUGCUCAGAGGACUACGAGAAGUGCGCAUGGCGAAGCUACGGAGCGGUGUGGAAGUACUGGACGCAGGCGGUGGAGUCAAGAUGAAUGGUGUUGGGGGCAUGGAAGUGGGAGAGGGAAGGGCAUUUGUCAUAGGCGUGAUAGAUGGCUUGAGGAAAAUCGGAGCGUCUCGCGAGCAACAACGCAAAGACCGAGACGCAGAAGAGGCCGAGAACGGCUACUCUGGUCCUGCCGGAGAUUACGACGAUGACGAGAUGGAUAUGCAAUGA
Messenger RNA from Ascochyta rabiei, 729 nucleotides. Its product is annotated as DNA replication protein psf2. Gene Ontology annotation, biological process: double-strand break repair via break-induced replication; DNA replication. Lineage: Eukaryota; Fungi; Ascomycota; Dothideomycetes; Pleosporales; Didymellaceae. Gene Ontology annotation, cellular component: nucleus; GINS complex. The record is from RefSeq and is a predicted model, not a curated record. Bases 1 to 729 code for a protein of 242 amino acids. The transcript has 3 exons.